Molecule: messenger RNA, 2913 nt
Organism: Mesocestoides corti
Lineage: Eukaryota; Metazoa; Platyhelminthes; Cestoda; Cyclophyllidea; Mesocestoididae
Source: the annotation of a GenBank genome assembly
AUGUCGUCUCAUUUCACGCCCUCUUCGUUAUCCUCCUGCACAACACAGAACUGCACAUUUGUGGUGCUCGGUGACAAGGAAGUCGACUACGAUUGCAACUUCCGACUCUACCUCAACACGAAGCUGUCUAAUCCGAGGUACGGGCCAAGGGUGUUCGGCGAUGCGAUUGUCAUCAACUGCACCAUCACCGAGGCGGCGCUGGAAGACCAGCUGCUCGGAAUCAUCGUCAGACACGAGCAGAGCAGUUUGGAGGAGAAGAGGCAAAUGCUGGUUCACACAAUCAGCGAGAACAAACAGAUCCUGAAGGAUCUCGAGGAUACUAUGCUCAUGAAUCUCACUCUGAGUACCGGCAACCUUCUGGACAACGAAGAGCUCAUUAAAACCACCGAGAGCACCAAGGUCAAGGCCACGGAGACGACGGAAAAACUUGCCCUCGCGGCAAAGACGUCUGCGGAAGUGGAACAAUUGAGUGACGCUUACCGUCCCGUGGCUACACGCGGCGCUAGUCUCUUCUUCAUCCUCAAUGACAUGUGCCUCGUUAAUCCAAUGUACCAAUUCGCACUGGGCGCCUACCUUGAGUUGUUUGAAUGCGCGCUGCGCAGGAGCAUGCCUGAUACAAAUUUAAACAAACGACUGGCCAACAUUACAGCCACACUGACUGAAGCUGUCUACACUUUCCAAAUAUGCCUGAAAUUGCAAGUGGACGCUGGGAAUGUGAGCCAAAGUGAGGUUGAUUUCUUCAUAAAGGGAGACGUAUCAGUCGACGGUGAAGUCAGCCAAUGUCCGGUCCCCUGGCUCACCAACGUCAACUGGAGGGACAUUGUGCGCCUGGAAGGCCUGCUUGCCGCUCCAUUCAACGGACUGAGCAAGAGUAUUCUUGAUGAUCAGCAGGCAUGGUACAAGUGGUUUUCUGACAGCUCACCAGAGCGUGGUCGGCCGCCAUUUCCGGAGGCCAUGUCGAGCUUCCAAGGACUUUGUCUGAUUCGUUGUAUUCGAGUGGACCGUGUAUGUCGCGCCGUUGAAGGCUUUAUUAGCGAAACCUUGGGUGAACGCUUCUUGACGCUCAACGAGCCGAAUCUGGACUCGAUUUACGAGCAGAGUCAGGCAUCAACUGCCAUACUCUUCAUCCUUAGUCCGGGCUCCGAUCCAACCGAGGGAUUGAAAAAGUUGGCCCAAAACGUUGGUCUCGAUCCAUCUAGUCGGCUGAAGUUCCUGUCUUUGGGCCAGGGCCAGGAGGCGUCUGCAUUGAAGCUGCUCAAAGCUGCCAGUUCACAGGGCUCGUGGGUCGUGCUCCAGAAUUGUCACUUACUGGUCAAGUGGAUGCCGACGUUGGAGAAGGAAAUUGCCGCAGCCGAGAACCUGCAUCCGGACUUUCGUCUGUGGCUCACCACUGAACCGACGCCUGACUUUCCCGUCGGCCUCCUUCAGCACUCCUUCAAAGUGGUCACUGAACCCUUAAGAGGACUUAAAAGGAACGUGCGUGCCACCUUCCAGGACAUCUCCAAGUCCACAUUUGCAGAGUGCGCACAUGCCGCGUUUCCGGUGUUGGCAUUCACCCUUUCAUUUUUCCACGCCGUGGUACAAGAACGACGGCAGUACGGGAAGUUGGGCUGGAACAUCCCCUACGACUUCAGUCAAUCCGAUUUCCACGCUAGCCUGAGGGUGAUCUUAGACCAGCUGGAGUCGUCGCAAAGUAGUCGCGACAUUCCGUGGGGAAGCCUAAGAUUCCUGAUUGAGGAAAUCAUGUACGGUGGACGAGUUAUGGACGCCUUCGAUCGACGUGUCUUGCAUACGUACAUGCGCGAGUAUUUUGGCGACUUUCUUUUCGACAACUCCCAACUAUUCCACUUCUUUGUGAACGAGCACGUGGACUACGGCAUUCCCCGUGACACCACAAGGGAAGGGAUCUUGGGCUACAUUGACACAUUCCCGAUAAACAAUUCACCGGAAGUGUUGGGUUUGCACGCGAACGCGGAGAUCGACUGUUUCGUGACCCAGGCGCACGCUCUGUGGGGUCACCUGCUCAGCCUGCGGCGAGAAGGCAAGGCCACGGUGAGUGGUGAAGCCACAGUCGAGUCAAUGGCGGACGUGGAACAGGUCGCGGACACCCUGCUUCAAGCUCUUCCCGGUGCUUUUGACACCACUGUUGUUAGAGAAGCGUUCAAAGAGAAGAUGACGCCGACGGCUGUUGUGCUCCUGCAGGAACUGGAGCACGUGAAUCGUCUGACCAACCAGAUGCACAGCUCGUUGACAGAGCUGAGGCGAGCUCUGUCUGGCGAAGCGAGUCUCUCCGGUGACCUUGAGGACGUGGUGCAGUGUCUGCGCAACGGUCGAUUGCCCAAUUCCUGGCGACUCCUUUCGCCUCCAACGCGGAAAUCGUUGGCCAACUGGUUCACUCAUUUCCGUCAAAGGAUAGACCAGUAUAAGCUCUGGACGACAUCAGGAGAGCCAGUGGUUAUGUGGCUGUCUGGUCUCCACGUUCCUGAAUCCUACCUAUCAGCCGUAGUUCAGGCGACGUGUCGCAGAAACGGUUGGCCUUUGGACAAGAGCGCAAUCUUCACCAGCGUAACCCAAUUCACCGACCCAAGCACAGUUGAAGACAGGAAUCAGGCGGGGUGUCUGUUGCAGGGCCUCUUUAUCGAAGGAGCUGCGUGGGACUGUCACGCGAGCUGUCUCAAACUCCAGCCGCCACGUCAGCUGAUCGAGUGUUUGCCAGUGUUGAGCGUCCAUGUGACGGAACAGCGACGCGUGAAGCGCUGUUCCACCCUGCGAACCCCCGUCUACGUCACGACAGAACGGUCGACCCCCAACUCCAGCGGUGUGGUGUUUGAAGCCGAUCUGGCUGUUGGUGAUGAACGCGAUGCAAGCCAUUGGAUCCUUCAGGGCGUCUGUCUGUUGUUGAAUGACGACUGA